AUGAUUUUGAUCCUUGUCAAGGGGACAAUCCUUGCCUUUCUGACUGCACUUGGCACUGUGGGGAACAUCAUCAUUUUUGUAAGUCACACACACAUGUUUUGGGGCACUGAGAAGAAAUCCAUGCACCUUAUUCUGAUCCAUUUGGCCUUCACAAAUAUCAUAAUGCUUCUAUUUAAAGGCAUUCCAAGGACAAUAGCAGCUUUUGGAGUGAGAAACUUCCUCGAUGACAUAGGUUGUAAAGUCGUGUGUUACCUGGAGAGAGUGGCCAGGGCUCUCUCCGUCUGCACCAGCAGUCUCCUCACUGUGGUCCAGGCUGUCACCAUGAGCCCCAGUCAUUCCAGGUGGAGGAGGCUCCAACCCAAGUCUGCAUGGCUGAUUGUUACUGUAUUUCCCUUUCUUUGGAUAUUUAGUUUUUUGACAAACAUAAAUUUACUCCUUUACAUCACGAGUGUAAACACAUCACAAGUUACCACAAGUGAGUACUAUUGUUAUUUUCAGCCAGAAAAUCAGAAGGUAAGAUGGAGCAUUCUCAGUGCGAUGGUUUUUCGGGACGCUCUAUCUCAGGGCGUCAUGUGCGGUGCAAGCGGCUACAUGGUGUUUCUUCUCCAUCAGCAUCACCAACGUGUUCUCCAGCUGCGGAGCUCCAAGUUCUUCUACAAAACUCCUGCUGAGAUCCAAGCUGCCCAAAGUGUUCUCUUUCUGAUGCUCUGUUUCCUCCUCUUUUAUUGGGCAGAUUGUGUUUUUUCUCUACUUCUGAAUUCCUUCUUGCAGAAUAAUCUCAUAUUAAAUGCUCGAGAAUUUUUCACACUUGGUUAUGCAAUUCUCAGUCCAUUUGUACUGAUUCACAGAGAUGGACAUAUUUCUGAAUGUUACUCUACUCAUGGUAAGAGAACUUUGAGAAGAUAUUUUUUCCCUGUAUCUUUUCAGUAA
Octodon degus (degu) is the source of this 930-nucleotide messenger RNA. Its product is annotated as vomeronasal type-1 receptor 4-like. Gene Ontology annotation, cellular component: membrane. Gene Ontology annotation, molecular function: pheromone receptor activity. Gene Ontology annotation, biological process: G protein-coupled receptor signaling pathway. The record is from RefSeq and is a predicted model, not a curated record. Bases 1 to 930 code for a protein of 309 amino acids. The transcript has a single exon. Lineage: Eukaryota; Metazoa; Chordata; Mammalia; Rodentia; Octodontidae.